Bursaphelenchus xylophilus (pine wood nematode) is the source of this 6721-nucleotide messenger RNA. NCBI's taxonomy places the organism in Eukaryota, Metazoa, Nematoda, Chromadorea, Rhabditida, Aphelenchoididae. The record is from the annotation of a GenBank genome assembly.
AUGACAUCAUCAAGCUUUACCAUCAAAUUAUUCUUUCUAUUGGCCAUGGCAUGCUGUUGCGCUCAAGUCAAGAAUGGUGAGCAUUUUGUGACCUUUAAAUUUGGCUAAAUUUUUCCUUCGUACUCUAUGAUAAUACCGUAUUAAAUCAUCAAUAAUUUUUUUCCAGAUCCUCCCCGUUUCUUUGAUCUCAACGUAAACAAAUUGGACAUCUACGAGUAUCAAGUUGCUGUUAAACUAAUGCUAAAAAUGAAAGCCAAAAAGCUCUUGCGUUCUGCGGACACAACGUCUCAAAAGCUCUAUGAAAUCUGCUCUCGGGACGCUAAAAUCAUCCCAGAGUUGGCUCGUUGUGUUGUCAAUUUAAUGGACCGUCAUCAUACCUCAAUAGAGGUGGAUUUUCAGAACGAAGACAACCCGAUUGUAAUGUUUAUCCGGAGUGUGCGAAGAGAUUGGAGCAACAGUAAUUGGAGAGCAAAAAGAGCCAUAAAUGGAGGGUCAGAACCGACCGUUGAUAACAGCGGGAGUAGGGAGAGAUACAGGACGGACUCUAGAAUCAGUCCGUAUUCGAGUUAUGCAAGAUUGGUUGAGAGGAGAAGGUUUCUGAAGAAGCAGAAGGAAACUGAACAAGUGAUCGAAGCAAAGAAGGUGCAAGAAGAAGCAGAUACUAAAGAGUUGCCCGAAACCUUCCAGAAGCUCAAUAAGAUCAAGAGUUAUCUGAAGAAGGCGGAAUACUGCCAGAAUUUUAUGAACGAAAUGGCCAGGAGGUCGUCAAGGUGGGUUUGAAAAAAAUAUUUUUCCAUCGAAAAACCACCCGAAAAAUUCUGUUGUGACAUUUCGUGUGAAUUUUACCGAUACUGGGUGUGCGAAGUGUCAAAAAAAAGCAGAGAGACCCCCUGGGUUGCCGUGCGACGCUUUGGUUAUAAGACACGUAGCAAUUUCUGAAAAUUUUAGCUCUAGUUUCUCAAUUGUAUGUUACCCGUGUAUGUAUACUUAUUCUGUCGGGAAAAUAAUAUGGAUUUGCCGCGCCUUGGAAUCACCCAUCAUCACUUUUCGACUACUAACCGCUGCUGCCGAUUUGUUGCGCGACUGCGACGAGGAAAGGCUUUUUGCUGCGACAAACCCACAUUAUUUUCCCGACAGACUAAGAGCGUUUUUGGCAUUAAAACACUAUCUUAAGAAUCCUUCAUUUCAGGUUUAUUCGUGGCAUAAAUCAGACCGUUACCUUUGAAAACCAACCGCCAUCAACACUCUCGGCGGUUGAGAGGAUCGUCAAUGUAUUUGCGAACAGUCAGUCCUUCAAGAAGCUGUCCAUCCUCUCUCCUCGGCUUUUUGGGUUGUUCCCGAAGGAGAAGAGCACUGGCCCGCAAUUUUUAUCGCCGGAUUUACUGAGCUUCCAUGACAAGGGGCUCUUCUCAAUCCCGUCGAUUUUUCAGGUGAGCAAGAGGAUUUGUCUGUCUUGAAAUGUCUCACUGUGACUAGUGGAAGGAAUGAUAACUCAUGGAAACCUUUCGCUGCACUUUCAUUAUUUGUCAUUCUGCCGGGAAAAUAAUGAGCACAAUGCCGACGCAUCGUUGAGGUUUAAAAAAAUGAUUUUGCCGCGACACAAUUCAUUUUCUCGGCGGCGAUGCGACUUUCAAAGCGAUAUCGUCCUCAUUAUUUUCCCGACAGACUGAUAGAAUUUUUAUCAAUUUUUAGAACCUCUCCGUUGACAGCGGUGAGAUGUACCAAUGGAUCGACCUCUUGAUGAAAAUUACCGGCGCUUCCCGGCAAAUUGACGAAAUUUUCGACAAGAGCAAGGAUGACAUUGACUUUAUCGAAACCAAGGCGUACCCCAAAAUUGUCGAGUUCGAAGAGCGUCUAAAACAGUUCGAAGAGGUUCGAAAAUCCUACUCGGAGGAUCAACGAGAUCAACUUGAAACAGACGGCUACACAUUCACGACACCGUUUCAGUCAAAAGUUUUGUUUGGCAAAACUUCCGAAUACGAUUUUUAUACGCCAAAUCAAAGAGAGAAGUUGCUUGAAGACAAGAUCCGAGAGCUUGCAAGAAGAACGCCAAACAGAGUGAAACGACAGGAAAGUCCGGACACAGAGCAUCAUGGCCCUCAGUUGGUUGUCCUCGAACCAUGGGCGUUUGAGCAUCGUGAAGGUGCGGUUGCGUUGGAGGGAAUCAUCUUGUCGCCGCACGCCUUUGCCGGAGACUUUGUUUCUCCGGAGUUUUUUACGGUAAGGUUAUGGUAAUUGUUUUUGCAUUAACAAGGAAGGAGUCUUUUUGUAUCUUUCCUAUCACUGCCCCCCAGAUAGUACGCAAAGUGCGGAGAACGGCUACAGAAAAUUGAAUUUUUUUGCCGUCCUUUGCCAGUUUCACGCAGAAAAAAAAAUAAUUUUUUUAUAUAGCCCCUGUCCAGCUCAAUAGAAGCAAGGUUCUCCCCGGAAAUACUCGCAAAAAGCGCCCAACUUUCCCGAACUUUUGACCGAAAAACCUUGGUCGAUUCUGCAAAGCGCAAGGUAGCAAACGUCGCACAUGCUCUUGAAAAAGCCUAUCUAAAAUUUUAGCUCGCGUUUUGCAGGUGUUGUAGAGAUAUUCAACAAUCAUGGCGAGGAGGAAGGGGUUACACAUCAGAUACAAACGGAAUGCCAAGGAUUUUUGGCAUUUAUUUUUUUAAAUUUUUUUUAUGGGCCUCGGGAAAAUUGAUAGUUUUCAAAGUAUGAUUGCGGCAUUCUUCCAAUAGAUGAACCAAAUUAAAGAAAAGACAUCUACCUAUUUUUAAAAAUUAAUUUGGGGUCUGGCGACCUCAUGGGAAGCCUACAAAAAGGUUGCAAAAUUUGGAAUUUUUGAAAACUCUGAUUCGAAUUUUGCAAAUACCCAACUUAUAUUAAGAAAUCUGAUUUGGAGGAGUUAUCAAUAAUGUUAUUUUCUUUCUAUAUGAAAAGUUUCGGCAGAAUUGGUCUGCAAGUUUUGGAGAUGAUGGCGAAAUACAUCAAACUUGGUAUAUCAAAAAAUUUUUUCGGUUUUGCAACGGCUAAGGCUGCUCACUGCAUGGACACAUUCAUUAUAGGGUAUCUCAGUUUAUAAAACCUUCUUUCAGAGUCCAUAAUGCCAAAUUAAAUGACAUUUUGCCAUCAAUUUAGCAUGAAUAACAUACGUCUUCACAUGUUCAUAUUUGGGUUUGCCGCAUCGGUAAUCUAUGUUUUGAAAACGUAAUAACGUCCUUUCGUUGGCUACGUAUUUCUUUUUAGAUGGAAAAGAAUCUCCACCAUAUGUUUUCAUAAGUUUACCAUGUACAACAUGAUUAAAAUAAGAUUCAAAAAAGGGCUAGUAGUUGGUCUCAGACCUCGUUUGGACUUGUUAAGGUGUCCCCUUUUCAUAAAAACUAGAAUGAAGUUGCCGCGUUGGUAAAGCGCCGGCCGGCGACAUAGCCUCCUAAGAUGGUCUCACUAUCAUGGAUAAUACGGAAUUGAUACAGACAUGCAAAGUGAGAAACAUACGGAUUAUUUCUUUGACCCAUCGACGGUUUUAGUUAGUAACAUAGUUUUUAAUUCUUUUUUUGAAGCCUAUCAUCCGUUUUUUGGUACAAAUUUCGAUAUUAUACAUGAUCUAUACAACAACCUAGUUCCUCAAUUUUUGAACUUUUUAGGGUAAAAACGGAUGUUUUGAAACUAAUUUGAUCUUAUAAUCAAUAUCACUUCUUGUAAGAAUGAUUUGCAGCUUCAAAACCUUAAAAAAUUUAGUGGUGAAUAUUGUCAUGUAUCAUGCUGACGUUAUGGGAAACUGUGAAAACCGUCUUUUUUACCCGGUAAUUGAUAGAUUGGAUCUAAAUGAGCAUGAUUGGUGAAGAAAACCCGCAAUUCCUACAAUCGCAAUUGUUUUCAGUUCCAAAAACGCCUGUUUUAAUCCCAAAUUUUCAAAUCGCAUCAACUUUUUUUUGUAUAGACGAAUUUUGAUAAUAUUUUGGAUAUUUCCUAUAUGGACCAAUACUAAUAGAACCUCCAAAUCAGAUUUCUCGAUUUAAGUAAAAAAAUUUUGUAUCUGAUGUGGGUUACGGUGAAAUACACUUUUUUGGAUAUAUACUCCCGGACAUAAAUUUCUGACCACCCAUAUCUCAAGUCAAUAUAAUGCAAUCGCUUUGAAACUUGGCAUGUAUACUGGUCAUGACAAACAGAAUGUGCCACAUAAAACUGUUUUUCGUGUCUCUGUCCUUAGGCGAGUUAUGCAGGUUUUUUCAAAAAUUGGUGGACAAAACUUUCUGAUCACCUAAAAUAACUAAAGUUUUCUCAGUCUCCUUAAGUAAGCGACAUGGUUCAGUUAUCUUCGAACAUUAUUAAGGGACCUACAAGGACGAUGGGUAUGCUUUUUACCACCAAAUUCGGCGUGUGCCCUCAAGCAACUCGUAUUCUUGCAGCGCUCUUUUUCUCGUUAAAAUCACGCCCUAUGCGGCAAGGACGACUUUUUUGUUUCAGAAAAAGUAAUAAGGAACUUAUUGGAGGUAGUGAUACAAGAUCUUACUACCCAGCAAUGUGAAAUAUGCCAUUAACGCCUUAAGCAAAUCACCUAGGAGUAGCCCAUCUCUGAAUAAUUGAUCAUAACCGCAGGCGUUUUUAUUAAAUCCGCCUAGAAAUCCCCUACAGUACUCUUUGGUGUAUACCGAAGAACGUGGGAUAGCAAUCUCCCGUUAUCUUCGCAUUUCGUGCGCGCACUAACGCAAAAGUCCAAAAAAAACGCAACUAUUCCGAUUUUGUAAUUAUAAAAUGGUCAGAAUUUGCCAAAAAAUCCUCAAGUUUGCGUUAUCGCGUAAUUUCAGUCCGAAAUUUCAUGAGGCCGGGUCAGCACUAAUAUAACUUUAUUCUUCAUUGUGUAGGGCUAAGCCAUGUUUUAUUUCAGCCAGUUUGUGCUAAUUCUGAAAAAGUUACAAGCCGCUAAAGUCCGGCCGGCUGGUUAGUUUUGCAAUGAUUUUGCACAUGCUUGAUGAAAUUCUUAACAUCCCUCGGUAUAACGGACGAAAAUUGAUUACGUGUGAUCAAUUACAUAAUCUUGUACGUUUUUUAUCCUUCUAGCCCAACUAGAGCCGUGGUAUACUAACAAAAUCGCGUAAUGCGCAGAAUGCACAACCCCUUGUGACGUAUGUUACUACUCCCCGAUUUUUUGCCAUAAAUAUAUGCGGUACGUCUGUGCUAUGCAGUAUAAGCAGUUUUAGCCCCGUGGCAAACAUUUUUCGGCAGUUGCGAACAAUUUAUCCAAGUGAUCAGAAAAUUUUGUCCACACUUUUUUUGAAAAUGUCGAAAAAACUGCCCUUAAAGUGCAAGGAUGAAAAAUUCCGUUUUACCAAAUGUUUUGCACAUCUUCUUGAUAGGGCAGUUAAAAUUUGGAACAUGUAGCUCAAUUAACAGCCCAGCUAAAGGGUGGUCAGAGAGAUAUGUCCGGGAGUAUAUCUUUGCCAAUUUUAUGCGGAAAAUUUUGAUUUUUUGUGGAAACAUUACUCUCUACGGUAGAAAUAGGCAUGAAAUUUUUCAUGGCAAAAUCGACGAAAAGUGUCACAUUUUUGACUUCUUUCGAUCUGAAAAUCUCGGUUGUUUCUAGACAGCACAAGCUAGAAUUCCCACAUAUUUCUUCAAAAAAAUCAGUCAAAAAUUUCAACCAAAUUUUUAUUCAAACUCAAACACUGCACCUUGAGCAUAUUCCUUGCUUUUUUAAGCCACUUUUCAUCAAGAUUUUGCUCAAUUCUCAUAAAAUUUUCUUUCAGAUGCAUCUCCUUUCGCCCAGUGCCUUCUUCUAUUCCUUGUUAUCUCCUCUGGUCCUCUUCACCAGAAUCCUUUCUCCGUCCGCGUUUCGAGCCGAAAUUCUGUCGCCAGAAGUGUUGGAUGCCUACAUUCUGAAUCCCGAAGCGAUACUGGCCGAAAUCUUGUCGCCCAAGUUUUUGGACCUUCGGAUUGCCAGUCCGCGCGCUCUGAGUUUUGAAGUGUUGAAUCCUAGUGAGUUAAAAUUCAAAUCGGCUUAUUUUCCAACGUUUUCAGUUAUUCUGUCGCCACGUGUUGCGUCACCAGAACACCUGGCAUUCCGUGUUUUAUCGCCGAGCAUUCUGUCGCCGCACAUUGCCAGCGAUGGGCAUUUGAAUGUUGAGGUAGGUGUUGAACAGAAAAAAAUUGUGACUUUGUAGUGCUUUAUAGAUGUUCUAUUUUCUAUCAUAGUAGAAUAGGGUCUUGAAAGACAAGAAAAAAAUUUUUUGUAAGAAAAAUUUCUUCAUUGUGUCUCACAAUUUUUUAGCUCAAAAUUGGUUUUUCUUAAACAAACUAUCAGUAUGUCAGGAAAGUAAUGUGGGUUUGUCACAGUGUCACAGCAAGAAUGUCUCGCCUCGCCGGAGCCACACACCAAAAAUCCAGCUGUUUCUAGUUGUCGCAAAGCGAUCGCUUUGAUGCCCGAUUCCAACGCGCGACAAAUCCACAUUAUUUUCCCGACAGGUUGAGAAUUAGCAAGCAUUGAAUCGCCAUCAUUAAAAUAAAUUUUGUCGUGGCAAAAUCAAGUCGCUUUUCACUUCAGCGACGCGAUCGGCCGGCCCUUUGACACUGUGCUCACCAGACAGACCUAUAACAACUCAUUUAGAUCCUCUCCCCGCACUUGCUCAGUGGUCACGGAGCGCCGGGCCAUGACACCGAAGAAAGCCAUCAUUUCAGCCCCGAGCAUCAUCAUGAGCAUGGCGACAACGCAUUCGAUCACUUAUUCGGAGCAUAA